AUGAACUUAACAUUAAUUGAGAUUGAACGAAAUCUUCAAAGGAAGAGCCGAAGUUUAAAGGAAUUUGCUGGAAUGCCUUAUCCAAGUGGAUAUGUGGUUAAGCAGUUGGGAAAUAAGCUCAUAUACGAAGAGCGGAGUUACAAUCCAGCCGAACAAUUGCAAGAAUACAAUAAUUUAUUCUUAAAUCUUACAGAUGAGCAAAGAGGUGUAUUCAAGCGAAUAAUGGAAGCAGUAAACAAUCAACAAGGAGGCGUAUUUUUUUUGUAUGGAUACGGUGGCACAGGGAAAACCUACAUGUGGAGAACUCUAGCUUCCUACAUAAGAUCAAAGAAACAAAUUUGUUUAACUGUUGCUUCAUCGGGCAUAACUUCACUACUACUUCCAGGAGGUCGAACGACUCAUUCAAUGUUCAAGAUUCCAAUACCUACAAUGGAGUCUUCUACAUGUAAUAUCGACAAAGGUAGUGAUCGUGCAGAGCUACUAAAAAUGGCAAAGUUAAUAAUUUGGGAUGAAGCUCCAAUGGCACACAGAUUUUGUUUUGAAGCGUUUGAUAAAACCCUUAAAGACAUAAUGGGGCGUUCCAAUUGUUCUGACAAAUUAUUCGGAGGGAAAGUAAUUGUAUUUGGUGGAGAUUUUCGGCAAAUAUUACCAGUUGUACCAAGGGGCAGCCGUUCAGAUAUAAUACAUUCUACAAUAAAUUCAUCGUAUAUCUGGGAUCAUUUUGGCGAUGGGAAAUUGGAAGAACCUAACGAUGGUUACACGGAUAUUCCUAUUCCAAAUGAUUUCUUAAUUUCUAACUAUGAUGAUCCACUAGAAGCCAUUGUUAGUGAAACAUAUCCGAAUUUUCUUAACAAUUACAAGAAUCCAGAAUUUUUGCAAUCAAGAGCUAUAUUGGCAGGAACAAUUGAAACGGUUGACAUCAUAAAUCAAUAUGUUUUGGGAUUCAUACCAGGUGAAGAAAAGGAAUAUUUAAGUUCAGAUUCUGUAGACACUUUUGACGGUGAAGGAAAUGAAGCUUUUGAUGUUUUGACCCCAGAAUUUUUGAAUACGCUUACAACUUCCGGCCUACCUAACCACAAGAUUAAAUUGAAGAUUGGGACCCCUAUUAUGUUGCUUCGAAACAUUGAUCAACCUGAAGGUCUCUGCAAUGGAACAAGGCUUAUAGUUACAAGAUUGGCAAACCACGUUAUCGAGGCAAAGAUUAUAUCUGGAAAGAAUAUUGGAGGGGUUAUCUAUAUUCCAAGAAUGGAUAUGACUCCAACACAAUCUUCGUGGCCAUUCAAAAUGACUAGAAGGCAAUUUCCCAUAACUAUAUGUUAUGCUAUGACAAUUAACAAAUCUCAAGGUCAGUCAUUGGAUUAUGUUGGAUUGUAUUUGCCUAGAAGUGUAUUUAGUCAUGGUCAACUAUAUGUUGCAAUAUCAAGGGUCAAAAGCAAAAAAGGGCUUAAGAUAUUAAUCCAUGACAAGGAUAACCAUCCAUUGAAUUCUACAACAAACGUCGUGUUCAAAGAAGUUUUUGAAAACUUAUAG
This is a messenger RNA of Lathyrus oleraceus (garden pea), 1530 nucleotides long. Its product is annotated as ATP-dependent DNA helicase RRM3-like. The transcript is spliced from 4 exons. NCBI's taxonomy places the organism in Eukaryota, Viridiplantae, Streptophyta, Magnoliopsida, Fabales, Fabaceae. Gene Ontology annotation, molecular function: DNA helicase activity. The coding region runs from base 1 to 1530 and encodes 509 amino acids. Gene Ontology annotation, biological process: DNA repair; telomere maintenance. The record is from RefSeq and is a predicted model, not a curated record.